This is a messenger RNA of Paecilomyces variotii, 2879 nucleotides long. RefSeq names its product annexin ANXC4. The record is from RefSeq and is a predicted model, not a curated record. Gene Ontology annotation, cellular component: cytoplasm. Lineage: Eukaryota; Fungi; Ascomycota; Eurotiomycetes; Eurotiales; Thermoascaceae. The transcript has 2 exons. Gene Ontology annotation, molecular function: calcium-dependent phospholipid binding; calcium ion binding. Bases 127 to 2742 code for a protein of 871 amino acids.
CUGUAACAUACUCAUUGCAAGAAGAAGAAGUACAAGAAAGAAAGCAUUAUCCGCAGCGUGGGCGUUUCUUGUUGUUUAUCGAUCCCGUCCCCCGCCUUCGAGUCCCCCGCCGAACUUAUCGAUCUGAUGUCGCUCCGCGUUCAGGAUCCACGGAUACGAUCACGGUCCAAGUCUCCCAGUGGUCGCUCUGUGCGGGAGCGUUCCAGGUCCCGCGACAGUCGCGCUCCCUCUCCUGCGCCAGGGAAAGAUGCGCGCAGGUCGUAUCAGUACGACUCCGAUGAGGAGACGCCGAGGUACGUAUCAGGUCAACAGAAAGUGAGGAGCAACGGACGCUCCGAUGUCGAGCGAGAGAAGUCGCGCCAGACAGAGAGGGACCGCUACUAUCACUCAGAUUCGGACGGUGAUAGCGGACAUCAUGGAUCCAAUGGUCGAUCGGGGCGGUCUCGUUAUGACCCUGACUCCGACGACGGGGACAGGAAUUACUAUCUCUCCCAUGGGAAUAGGCCAUCUUCUCGAUAUGAGAGCUAUGAUGAUGCAUCACUGCUCGAUUCAGACGACGAAGCACUUGUCUACGGCGAUGUACCGGCGUCCAUAGCUGGAAAGAACUACAAACUGCCUUCUGCGCCUCAACCUCCUUCUCGAGACGAUUACUUGAACACUACGAGGAGAGACCAUGAUCGCCCGUCACGCUCAUCAUCCCGCGUGCGGUCGCGGGCAAAUUCUCACGCUUCAGAUCAGGCUCCUGGCGUGCAUCCUAGCUAUGCCAGACCGGAGCGUUGGAGUUAUGCGCAACCAACCCAGUAUUCCCAUACACAACCAGCAAGCUUGAGUGAUCAGCGACAUCCCAGCUACAGCAAUUCCCAAGCUCCAACCAUCCCAGCUGACUGGGCGCCUAUACCAGAGUGUGAACUUCCCGGCUUCGUACCACCAGUUUCUCAUGUCCACUCUCAGAGUAUUCCUGGAGGAUUCCCUAGCACUCUGUCAAGUCCGAGUAUAUACGUUCAACCAGAUCCAAAGUUUCCGUCGCACGGAGCGUCGCCGCCAGUAUCUCCACGGCCGCAAUAUGCCAACCUCCCACCCCAGCAGUACGUGCAAGGGCCUUCGACUGCAACCACCGUGCCUCCGGCAGACACACAUCACACUACGUCGGUCCCGCAACUACGAUAUGCAAACCCGGGGCAAUUCCAGUAUGCGCAACCUGAUCCAAACAUCAAAUACGCAUCGAAGUCAAACAAGGUGUCAUACACCCAGAGCGACAGCAAUCAAUUCGUCAAGCCUUACACGCAGAGCGCAGAUCCGCAAUUCGUUGAGAUCAAGCCAGGCGGAGGCAGGGCUGACACUUCUUCUUCUCAGCGCCAUCGUCCUCACAGCCUAUCUGUAUCCUCUGCGAAUAACCUAUCCGUCACUGGGGCCCAUACUGGACGCCCACCAGCCAGUCCGCUGCUAGAAGCGUACAAAGGAACGUAUCAGUCCAUCUCACCGAUGCCGUCUCCGAUCAUGAUGGCUCCGCGGCUAGAUGACGAUUUCUCCGACAUCGAGGCUCUGGAUGGAACUACCGAUUCUGAGCGGCGGAAAAAGCACAAGAGGAAGUCUUCCAGAGAUGACCGACAUGAUAAGGAUAAAAAGAAAGAGAAAGAGAAGGAGAGGGAAAAAGAGAAAGAGAAAGAGAAAGACCGCAAGCGAAGACACGAGAGGCAUAACUCCUCCAACGAAGAUGUGAUCCUGAUUUCGCCCACGAGCACUCGCAAAAAGGUCUCUUUCUACGAUCCGACAGAACAUGCUCUCGCCCUGCGGGAGACCCUUGCUCAUCGCAACAUCGACUCGAAACCGCUUCUAGACAUUCUCCCACACCUGACGAGCGAUGAAAUCCUUCUCCUUCGUGCAGAGUACAAGAACCACGCCAAGUUACACGGCAAAGGCAUCAACAUCGCAAAACACAUCAAGCUCAAGCUGGGAAACAGCACCUUCGGCAAAGUCUGCUACGCCACGGCCCUAGGACGCUGGGAAUCCGAAGCCCACUGGGCCAACUACUACUACCAGGCUGGCACCUCACGUCGUGAACUACUGAUUGAAUCGCUCAUCGGUCGAACUAAUUCUGAAAUCCGCGAAAUUAAAACCUGCUUCCGCGACAGCAGGUACGGCAACAGUCUUGAAAAAUGCAUGCACGCCGAACUGAAAGCGGAUAAGUUCCGCACCGCCAUCCUUCUCGCCCUCGAGGAACGUCGUCAGAGCGACCAUGAACCGCUGGAUCGCAGACUCGUCGAGCGAGAUGUGCAGGAGUUGCGUCGUGCCGUCAUAUCCCGCGAGGGCGGUGAAACUGCAAUGAUCUACAUCAUCGUCCUGCGCAGCGAUAACCAUCUACGUGAAGUUCUUCGUAUCUAUGAUGCGCAUUACCAGCAGAACUUCACUCGAGCUCUGAUUGCAAAGUCGCAGAACCUCGUCGGCGAAACACUCGCUCACAUCCUCAACGGCGCCAUGAACCGCCCUAUGCGCGACGCCCUCCUUCUUCAUCAAGCGAUCAGUGAAUCGCGCUCUGGGCGCGAACGAUCCGAACUGCUCAUCUCCCGCCUCGUCCGUCUACAUUGGGAACCAAGACACCUGGAGCGCGUAAAGCAUGAGUACCGAAAGCGGUACGGACAGCGAUUGGAAGAGUCAAUUGCGGAAGAAGUUGGCAGUAGCGAUUGGGGCGAGUUCUGUAUCGAAUUAGCCAAUAGUUCGACGGAUUUGACUGUGAGGUCUUGAAACGAAUGAUGAAAAAGAGGAACGAGUGUAUCCUAAAUGUUUUUGAUGUGAUUUGCUAUGUUCACGGUUUCUGCUUGCACAAGGGUUCAUGAAUGGAAGCAUAUGAGUGUACAGACCUUAUUUUCCACUUCAAUACC